Messenger RNA from Rattus rattus (black rat), 1059 nucleotides. Its product is annotated as H-2 class I histocompatibility antigen, TLA(B) alpha chain-like. The coding region runs from base 173 to 832 and encodes 219 amino acids. The record is from RefSeq and is a predicted model, not a curated record. Lineage: Eukaryota; Metazoa; Chordata; Mammalia; Rodentia; Muridae. Gene Ontology annotation, cellular component: external side of plasma membrane. Gene Ontology annotation, molecular function: peptide antigen binding; signaling receptor binding. Gene Ontology annotation, biological process: antigen processing and presentation of endogenous peptide antigen via MHC class I via ER pathway, TAP-independent; positive regulation of T cell mediated cytotoxicity; immune response. The transcript is spliced from 4 exons.
GGGCAGACCUGUGGUUUCACUUCUUGCUGUCUGGGCCAUUGUCAGGUGGCUUCCAAGCCCUCACCGUCCUGUUGAGAGCCGGUGCAGAGAAAAUGCCAUAAAACUCUCUGUGAUUGCAAGUUACAAAGUCUAGGACUUUAUACAACUGUCUUUGGCUCGCCCUAACCAGAGGAUGGGAAACAUGGUGCCCAGCGCCCUCCUUCUCCUCUUGGCGACGUCGCCAGGCGAGACCCAGACCUGCUCAGGGUCACACUCUCUGCGGUAUUUCUACACCGCUCUGUCCCGACCUGCACCCGGCGAGUCCUGGUACGUCGCUGUGGGCUACGUGGACGACACACAGUUCGUGCGCUUCAACAGCGCAGGGGAGAGUGCGAGAUAUGAGCUACGUGCGUCCUGGGUGGAGCAGGAGGGCCCCGAGUAUUGGCAGAAGGAGACAGAGAUAGUCACAAGCAAUGCACAGUUUUUCCGAGGAAACCUACAGACCAUGCUUGACUACUACAACCUGAGCCACGACGGCUCUCACAUCAUCCAGGUGAUGUAUGGCUGUGACGUGGAAUCCGAUGGGAGCCUCCUCCGUGGUUAUGAGCAGUAUGCCUACGAUGGCCGAGAUUACAUCACCCUCAACGAAGACCUGAAGACUUGGACGGCAGAGGACAGGGCAGCGCAGAUCACCAGACUCAAGUGGGAGCAGGCUGGUUAUGCAGAGCUCCGCAGGACCUACUUAGAGGGCCCAUGCAAGGAUUCGCUGCUCAGAUAUCUGGAGAAUAGAAAAGAGAUGCUGCAGUGUACAGAUCCUCCAAAGGCACAUGUGAGCCAUCACCCCCGGACAUGAGUGAUGUCACCCUGAAGGUGCUGGGCCUGGGCUUCUACCCUUGACAUCACUCUGAUCUGGAAGAAGGAGAGGACUGAACAAGAGAUGGAGCUUAUACAGACCAGGCCUGCAGGGGAUGGGACUUUUCAGAGAGUGGGCAGCUCUGGUGGUACCUUCUGGGGGAGGAGCAGAAGUACACAUGCACCAUGUGUACCAUGAGAGCUACCUGGGCCCUCACCCUGAGAUGG